UAUGCGGGAUGGAAAGCGUAUUAUGGCACAGACACAAGGCUUUGGGAGAAAGUACGUUAAAGCCUUUCUGAAAGGUUUCCUUGUUGCUGUUCCCGUGACAGUAACGUUCCUCGAUAGAGUGGCUUGCAUAGCACGAGUAGAAGGUGCUUCAAUGCAGCCUUCUUUGAAUCCAGGAGGAAGACAGGUAUCCGAUGUAGUGCUUUUAAACCAUUGGAGUAUUAGAAACUACGAAGUGCAGCGUGGAGACAUAGUUUCGCUCGUCUUUCACCCCAUUCCUGAUGAUCCCUGCUACCUUCCACAGUGGUCUUUGAAGGGAAGUGCUCCAGCGAAGAAGGCACGGGGAAGUUGACUUGUACUCACACCAUGGUACAAGCCUAAGUGUAGAUACAACCCAAUCUUUGUGAUGGAUAGACUCAUUGGAAUGUCUUUUCCUUGGAAAAGCUAUUUAAAUAUGUUAUUUAAAUCUGCCCUAUACCUGCAGAUUGCUCGGUGACUUUUUCCUUCUGUGCUCCCACCCCGUCUAUUUAUUUCUUAGAACUUUAGAACUACUGGCCGUUAUCAAACCAAGCUAUUUACCAAUUUGUAAAAUAAAGGUUAAAUGAGAAAUUACACCUAAUUGCUUGUUAGCAUGACUGCCAUUUUGAAACACAGAUUUGAGGGUGUGCCUAUGCUUUAAUUUCUCAUAUGCUAAUCAGCUCUCGUUUCUGGGGAGAAAACAUUUUAAAAUGUCUCUUGCAAUUUUAGCCAGAUUCAAUGCUCUUUUCUCUUAUAUUUUCCUAGCCUGGGAAUGGGGGUACUGAGAUCUUGGGUAAUAGUAGAAAACUCAUUGCAAAUAUCCCCUCUGACACAGCAAUCAUGAUUAGUAUGUAGAAACACUUUUUUCUGGUUUGUGUCUGUGUAUGCUAAAGUUAGUGCAAGCAGGGAAACUCAUAGGUUGAAACAUGAUGUCUGACAUAGGUUGAAACAUGAUGUCUGAUCUCUAACAACAUUGAUCACCUGCUUUCUUGAGAUUGCAGUGGGAUGUAGCAUGAAAUAUUGAAUCUUUAGAUCAAGUGUUUAACCUUUUGGGAUUAAAAAAGCUGCAUAUGUAGCACUGUGCAAGCACAAUCACACAAUUUUAUUAUUGAUGCAAGAGUGCUUUUGCACAACAGUGGUGGCAUUGCUUCAGAUGCCCACAACAGCACCGAAGGUGUAGAACUGCCUGUGGAACUGCCUGUUUAUAGACAUCACAUAAAAGGUAUAAAAGAAAUGCUCUCAACUACCUACAAGGAGACUUGUGAUUUUAUUCAUUAUGUUCAUGCUAUGCCCAGUUUUUAAAAAUGGAUUAGAUUUUUUAAAAGGGUGAGCAGACGCUGGUAUAAUAGCACUUCCCAUAGUGCAUGCUGAAUUAUGAGAGUGGCUUCUGGUUAUAUGUUACCCAGGAGGAUUGUUUAAUGUGCUCAGUUAUAUAGAUCUGCAAACUUUUAGCAGUGGCCUGAUAUACAUAUUGGGCUAUAAAUCCACUGCUGAUAAAUCACUUUCUAGGCAAACAUCUUUGAGUGAUCAGAUUAAGGGCAAGUAUUGAUUUUCAAUUUUAGAAAUGAAAUACAUUUGAUAUGAGAUAUAGUAUGUAAAAGGAGACAAAACUUUUAUGAACCUAUGAGAAAUAUAUGCUUCCAACAUCCAUUCUGCAAGGGGGCAUAGGUGAUCUGCAGAGGAGCUUGAAUAAUUAUUCGUGGCCAGAUAUGCCAAGGCGCUCCACCAGUUAAAGUCUCAAUAUAGCACCCCAUACAUGCAGAUUUCUCAGUGACUUUUUCCUUCUGUCCCCCCACCCCAUUUAUAAACAGAAAUUGCUCAAAUAAAAUAUUGUUGGGUGUAAGUUUUUUUUAAACGUAGAACUUGAAAAAGUAUGGGCUGCACCAUCUAAUGUUGAUAUGAAUAAUAUUCAGGGGUAAGGGCCACUGAUGAGAAACAAAUAAAUGUUUCUUUUCUUAGUUUGCUGAUUUUAUUUUAUUGAAGGACACUUCUCCCUAUAAUUUUUAUAAUAGUUUCAGUGCCAAUACAAAAUAUCAGUCAAAUAUUAAAGGAACUUGCAGAAUUCUAAGGGUCCUCUCUCAUUGCUAUGCACGUUUCGUUCCCUUUAGUCAAUGGCAAAAUAGAAAUUUAGAAAAGGAGACUGAGAUAAGAAAUAUUAAAAUAAGGACACAAUCCACAUUUAAUGUUUUACUAUGUUGCAGCUUGAAUGAAAUAUUGGUGUUAUUGGGAACUUUAGUGAAGAUAAAAGCAUUCUUUCUUAAAAACAUUUUUAGUGUACUCUGGUAUCUCCUUAGAAACUAUCUUAAGGCCAAACCACAUAUUAUAUUGAUCAUACAGUUGGGCCUUGCAUUAAAAAAAAUAAAAAAAAAGUCAGUUUGGAAGAUGAACACCAAGAAAGGGUGGAAGGAGGCUUUCCCUUCUCCAUGAUCCCCAUCUAGUUCCCAAUCCUUGUGGUUGAUUUUUAAUAAUAACAACAACGCAUGCAAGUUCCAGAUUAAAUGCUGAAUGUAAUGCUGUUUGGUUCUUAGAACAGAAAUUCUCUCCUGUGGCAGAAUGAUGUAUGUUUCCUGUAAGAUGUUGCCUACUACCUGAGUUGUUUGUCUUGUAGUAAAACAUUAAUUUAACAACA
Hemicordylus capensis (graceful crag lizard) is the source of this 2644-nucleotide messenger RNA. RefSeq names its product inner mitochondrial membrane peptidase subunit 2 (gene IMMP2L). Bases 2 to 349 code for a protein of 115 amino acids. NCBI's taxonomy places the organism in Eukaryota, Metazoa, Chordata, Lepidosauria, Squamata, Cordylidae. Gene Ontology annotation, cellular component: mitochondrial inner membrane peptidase complex; membrane. Gene Ontology annotation, molecular function: serine-type endopeptidase activity. The transcript has 4 exons. The record is from RefSeq and is a predicted model, not a curated record. Gene Ontology annotation, biological process: mitochondrial respiratory chain complex assembly.